AUGCGUCUCUCGGCUCUUCAACGGAUAGAGGCCUCAAUUUCGUGUCUGAGCAAUAAAACUGGCUUUGGACCGAACCGAAUGUACAGAAAGGGGAAACAUUUUGUGGGCACCGAACCACCGGAACUCAAAUAUCAUCAGUUACAAGACAAAAAGCCCCAUGAUGCAUAUGGUUUGCAAGGGACAAAUCAUCAACUGCCCGGAACUGGAAAGAUUCACAGCAAGUUGCCGACGAAAGUUUUAAUGAAAAAGGACAAAGUGUAUGCUUGGUGUAGUUGCGGAUACAGUGGGACACAGCCUCUUUGUGAUGGGACGCACAAUAUGACACACAUUCCGAGACAAACGCUAAAACCCGUGAGAUUCAUCCCCGAUCAAGAUAUGACCGUCUGGCUAUGCAAUUGUAAACAAACGAAGAAUCGACCAUUUUGCGACGGAACACACAAAUGUUUGAAAGAAGAAGACAAAAUUGCGGCUCUUUUUGAU
Molecule: messenger RNA, 480 nt
Organism: Mesorhabditis belari
Lineage: Eukaryota; Metazoa; Nematoda; Chromadorea; Rhabditida; Rhabditidae
Source: the annotation of a GenBank genome assembly